CUUAAAGUGAGCAUUAGAAUACCUUGGUUAAUGUGCGUGCAUGCAGUUUUAACCUGGCCAGCAAAGCCAUGAUUACCAGCACGCAUUUGAACUUGUCCAGACAUUUUGUUGACAUCUUUGGUCUCCGAUUGGGUGGCUUGUGACGUUAGUUAUCACAUUUCAGCUCUCAAUUACUUAGCAUGGAAAGACUACAUGAUUCUCCUUACAGAUUAAAACAUAUAUUAUUAGGUUAUAGGUGCGAUAGUAAUUGCAUUGAACGAUUUCGGACCAUAAAACACACUGACAAGUGUUGUACACACUGCCUUGGUAGGGGUCAUUCAUCAAUCACCCUUUCUUCGAAUGGAUCAUGGGAGAAGUGGUUUACAACGAACAGUAGAUGGCACUAUUGCCCUUUAUUGAGAGCCAUAACGAGUACCAUGACAGUUUGUGUCUCACUAACAAUUGUUUUGCCAUGACGCAUCUAAUGCUUUGUUAAGCUGAAGUGGACACACAUUAGUCGUCCUAUCAUUUUAAGGGUGCAGUCCUCGAUCCUGGCGAAAGGUUGUUGAUAUUUGAGCUCAACGGCCGAUCAACUACCCACUCCCUUCCAUGCUCCUGGGUGACCUGUGCUUUUAAUUGGCUGGAAUAGUUUAUGGUUCGGUCUGAACCACAAGCUCAGGAUGUUUCUGGUGGGGCUGACUGGGGGCAUUGCCUCAGGGAAGAGUGCGGUGUCCUGCAUCCUCAGAGAGCUUGGCUGCCCCAUCAUCGAUGCUGAUGUUGUGGCCAGGCAAGUGGUGGAGCCCCACAGCAGAGCGUACGUGCUGAUAGUGAAGCACUUCGGGGCGUCCGUGCUGCAGGAGAACGGCGAGAUCGACAGGAAGAAGCUGGGUCAGCUCAUCUUCGCCAGCGAGGACAAGCGCCGCCUGCUCAACUCCAUCACCCACCCGGAGAUCCACAAGGCCAUGCUCAAGCAGAUCCUCCUCUACUUCCUCAAAGGUUAUCGCUAUGUAGUUCUAGACGUACCGCUGCUCUUCGAGACAAGAAAACUCACCCGUUUCCUCAACCACACAGUAGUGGUCUACUGUGACCCGGCCACGCAACUCUCCCGGCUGAUGCAGCGGGACGGGCUGACCCAGGAGCAGGCGGAGCAGCGCGUGGCCACGCAGAUGCCCCUGAAUGAGAAGCGGGGCCUGGCCAGCCACGUCAUCGAGAACUCGGGCGGCCGCGAGGACACCCACCGGCAGGUCCUGCGACUCCACACCACGCUCGAGGACUCCAUGGAGUUCCUGCUGGUCCGUGCCAUCGCCGUGGCAGCCGCCGCCGGCCUCAGCGGACUCCUCCUCUAUACAAUAAAGCUGCUGGUCUCCUAGCAACGGGGACCAGAGGGACGGGUGGGAGUUCUAUCAGGGACUGGGGGGUUCCAGGGCGGAAUUACAGGUUCCCAUGGCGAUGAGUGAGGUGUGAUGGGCGCUGAUAACCUUGAAGAUUUUCUAUUUUUCAACUCCUUAACUUUCACUCGCUUUUUAAAACAUAGAUUUUACGGACUCCUAACACUGUAAUUUAACGAAUUCACACAGCUGGAUGUAUUGGACAAUCUGUUAUCUUAACAGUAAUCUUUAGUGCACCACUUUCCAUGUGUGUGGUUUUUUUUUUUUUUUUUUUUAAAUGCACCACUAAAACACUGUGUCUGGUUGGUGUUGCACACUAACAUACUAACUGGGAGGUAGCAGCAUUGUAAAUAUAUAGGUAGAUUUAUUUCCUUCCUUAAUAAAGUGAACAUGGAUAGCAGCCAUGAUGCACUCAGUAGAACUGCUGCUACCUUACAGUUUGUGAGAAGGAAGAAUGUAUAAUAUCACUCGUCUUUACCUGUUUGAAAUAAAUGGGAUUUAGUCACUACA
This is a messenger RNA of Clupea harengus (Atlantic herring), 1877 nucleotides long. It is a transcript of the gene dcakd, whose product is annotated as dephospho-CoA kinase domain containing. Gene Ontology annotation, molecular function: dephospho-CoA kinase activity; ATP binding. Lineage: Eukaryota; Metazoa; Chordata; Actinopteri; Clupeiformes; Clupeidae. The record is from RefSeq and is a predicted model, not a curated record. The coding region runs from base 660 to 1349 and encodes 229 amino acids. Gene Ontology annotation, biological process: coenzyme A biosynthetic process. The transcript has 5 exons.